CACCAGAAGAACAGCUGGACUCUGCUCCCAAUCUGUCUUCUCUCCUUAAACGCAGGAACCGGUGUUUCGGAGGAGGAAAGGGGUAUUAUCUGAUUCCCCAAUUUCCUCCAAAUGGCGAAGGGAAAAUGCCCUUCUCCGCUUCCACUCCGAGUUGAGCACUGCGCCUGGGCCCUGCUAAUAAAAGCGCAAAGCGUAAAUGGCUUGGGGAUUAUUGGCUUUCGCCCUUGGACUGAGAUGUGAGAUCACGAUUUUCAGCCUGGGGAAGGAACCGCCUCUACCAGGCUGAGAGGUCGCCGCUUCCCCUUCCUGCGCGGGUCCUGCAUGACAUCACGGCGACAGCAGCCAGAGGGGGGAGGCAGAAGCGCCUCCUCCCCGCCGGGAGCCGGGGCUGCAGCGCAGGGGGAGGAAGGCGCCUCACCUAGCCCCCAAUGAGGGGCGGAUCAUGCCAUGGCAGCGCCUGCGAACGACAGCGGUGGCAGCACCCGGAGCCGGAGCAGCAGCCCCGGGAGCCGGGAGGGAGUUGGGGUUACCGCGGCAGGAGCUCGUGACGACGGGGACACGGGAGUCCGGGACACCACCGCGGCGACCGCCCCCAGCCUCCCUCCGCUCGAGGACUACGAGUGCAAGAUCUGCUACAACUACUUCGACGCGGACCGGCGCGCCCCCAAGCUGCUGGCCUGCCUGCACACCUUCUGCCAGGAGUGCCUGAGCCAGCUGCAGCUCCGCGCCGCCGCCGCCGCCUCCAGCGCGGCCCCUGAGCGCGCGCCGCGCCCGCCACCCUGGCACGGCCCGCCCGGCGCCAUCGCGUGCCCGGUGUGCCGCCACCGUACACCGCUGCCGGACAGCCGCGUGCACGGCCUGCCCAACAACACCAAGCUCGCCGAGGCCUUCCCGCUGGCUCUGCGAGCCGCGCACGAUCCCCUGCCCCAGGACCGCCUCCCGCCGCUGGCCUCCCGCCGCCCCGCGCCCACCGCCGCCCCGCCGCCAGCCCCCGCCCCGCAGCCCCCGCAGCCGGCGCCACCACCCGCUGAGGACAUCGCCCCAGGGCCUCGGGCCCGCCCAGGUCUCCGCGCCCCGGGAGCCUACGAGAGCUGUCAGAACUGCAAGCGCGCGGCGCUCACCGCGGGCUGCGUGUGCGUGGUCUUCUCGUUCCUCUCCAUGGUGGUGCUGCUGUUCACUGGCCUCAUCUUCGUCAACCACUACGGUGGUGGCGGCGGCGGGGGUGGGGGUGGGGGACCCCCCGGCAGCGGUUCGUCCCCCGGCCCUGCCCCAGCUACCGGAUCGCCCUCGCCCUCGCCCGUAGGACCCAUCUGUCUGUCAGUGGCUAGCAUCCUCGCGCUCUUCUCCGUGGUGGUCACCUGGAUCAUCUGCUGGCUCAAGUAUCGGCCCGAGGGGGCGGCCGCGGCCUCGGCAGGUAGCGGAGGCAGUGGCUCCAGGGCGCGGGCGGCCGCAGCUCCCGGCGGCGGCGGCGGCGGCAGGAGGAGCGACACGUAGAAGGGCGGCACACCCUGUUCCCGGUGCGUCGCCUGCCCUGAGAGGCCCCGGCCUUGGGCUCAGUGCGCUGGAGUUUCUGCCUACCUUCGUCUGUGACCACGGACCACCUAGUCAAGGCGAAGCCUCAGUUUCUCACCUCUCGGUCUUUCCGUUCCCUACUUUCUUUACCUUGGGCGAGACAGGGAUGCUGGUGUGUGUGGGUGACGGGGUGGGGUGGGGUCCCUUUUACCCAGAUCUCUGCUUUAUGUGCCACCUCACCCUCACCAGAGUGUGUGGCUGUCCCUUUCCAAAGUCUGAGGAUGUGCAGAAGGUGGAUUCCUGGCUCUUGGGACUUUGGCAUUCAUUUAGGGGUGCCGGGGCGCACGCGUGCUCGUCCACAGCAGUUGUGAAUGGACUUGAAUUGCCUAAAGGAAGAAUGAAUGAGAUGUAAAAGUAAAUGACCUUCCUGCUUCUCAAAGAUCCCGGGAGGUCAGAAACUAAUGAACAGUCGGGAUCCUCACACCUCUGGAUGAGCCUCUGGAUGGACUUAGCUUGCUGGCUGGCAUCUGAGCGGUGCUGGGCAGGUGCUCAGCGCGCCUGCGCAUCCAGGGCCGCCUCUGUUCUCCCUCUAGUUGGCACGUACUGGUUGGUGAUCCGCUGCUUUCCGCCUGGUGGCUGGAGCCGAGCCCAGAAGUCCCAUCUCCUGGAGGCUUGCGGUUGUUUUAUUCACAGUGUUACUGCCAGGAAGUCAUUUUCAUCUUCUGUAACCGGACUCGACUCAGGGAGCUUAAAGAGCUUGACCUUCUUUCUCUCAAAACUGACUGACUGUUGCCCCCACCUGGAAGACACUGAAAGCUAUUUACAGAGUAUAAACUAUAGGCUUCCCCUUUUCCCGUGACUUACCCCCCUGCCACACACACUCUCACAUUUCACUUAAAAAUAAUUUAUUUUUGAAUAUAUAAAUCUGGAAGUUUUGCGCUUAAGAUCUCUGGAAGCUGUUUUGAGCGUUUCAUUUCUCUCUUACCUCUGAUCCAAACACAUUUCAGAACAAGAAGCAGAAAACCAAAGUGUGUCAGUAAUCAGUCAAGAUUUUAUACUGUGAAACAACUUUCAACUCUGUGAAAACAUAGAAUAAUGUCCAAAGAUGAAACUGAAAAGUAUCUCUGCCCCUGAUGAUUAUCCAGAAAAUGUACAUUUACCAUAUUUUGAGUUUGGCUUUCUGCUGACAUGGAAAUCAUUGAAAUGUUCACACCCAAUGGGGGAAAAUACAUAUCGACCUGAUUUUUGAGACUAAAGGGAAUGAUUUGUGAGUGUAUACUUCACAUGAUGUAGUUGCCUUUUUAAAAGAAAAACGUGGUUCUAAAUGUAUUUUGUAUGGAAACAAGUGUCUUAUUCCUUCUUUUGAAAGUUGGAAAAAGAUAGUUUUCAUGCUUUGAAGAAAAUCAGAGAUGUCAUUGGAGGGGAGGUGUUUUUUUCCUCAUGUAUUAUGUCGUCUGCAUGAUGCCUUGACACCCUCCUAGUAACUGAACUUGAAUGAAGCAUUUAUAUGUAUUGUAUGAGUGAAGUAAUUUAUUGGCCAUCCAUAAACAGCGUGGCUACAAUUUAAGAACCACAGUAUGGUGUGUUAGAUGUCUUAGUUGUCUUAAUAAAAAUAGGAAGUGUUUAUAGAAAAUAA
This is a messenger RNA of Onychomys torridus (southern grasshopper mouse), 3148 nucleotides long. RefSeq names its product forkhead box protein D1-like. The coding region runs from base 448 to 1494 and encodes 348 amino acids. Gene Ontology annotation, biological process: protein ubiquitination. The record is from RefSeq and is a predicted model, not a curated record. Gene Ontology annotation, molecular function: ubiquitin protein ligase activity. The transcript is spliced from 2 exons. Lineage: Eukaryota; Metazoa; Chordata; Mammalia; Rodentia; Cricetidae.